Molecule: messenger RNA, 4488 nt
Organism: Python bivittatus (Burmese python)
Lineage: Eukaryota; Metazoa; Chordata; Lepidosauria; Squamata; Pythonidae
Gene: TYRO3
Product: TYRO3 protein tyrosine kinase
Biological process (GO): multicellular organism development; protein phosphorylation; phagocytosis
Cellular component (GO): plasma membrane; signaling receptor complex
Molecular function (GO): protein binding; ATP binding; transmembrane receptor protein tyrosine kinase activity
Source: RefSeq, a predicted model, not a curated record
CCGUGAUCACAAGCUCGGGGAAAGGGAGCAGAGCCGCCGGCCGAGCCAGCGCUGGUGGGGCGCCGGGCGCUGCCGCCUCCAGCCGCUUCUUUCCCUGGCUUGCCCUGCGCGGUAGCCGAGCUCCCGGAUCCAGGGGCGCGGGCCACCGGGUGUUCUUUCGAGGAAGGGGCGUCGUUGGUUUUCCUGCCCCUUUUUCCCCUCCCGUAUUGCUUUGCCACCCGCCCAUCCUCCCCUUUCGCUUUUUCCUCCCCCUCUUUAAAUUUUGGGACCGAGGCGAGGCAACCGCUUUGGAGGUCGCUAGGAGGAUGGUGAUAAAGAUGAUGAGGUGGAAGAGAUGGAGAUGAAGCAGACUAUGCAGAUACGGGGACUCCUGUUGCUGUUGCCGGCACUAUGGACUCUGCUUUGGCGGGACUUCGGGGCUGUAACAGAAGCAAAAGGUAUUGAAAUGCCAAUCAAACUGACGGUGUCCCAGGGGCAGCCAGUGAAGUUGAACUGCAGCCUGGAGGGAAUGGAAGAACCAGAGAUGCUGUGGAUCAAGGAUGGAGCUGUGGUGCAGGGUAUAGACCAAGUGUACAUUCCAGUAAAUGAAGAACACUGGAUAGGUUUCCUCAGCUUGAAGUCUGUAGAUCGGGCAGAUUCUGGAAAAUACUGGUGCCAAGUGGAGACCAAUGGGAAGAAAGAGGAAUCACAGCAAGUAUGGCUUAUUGUAGAAGGUGUUCCCUACUUCACUGUUGAGCCAGAAGAUCUGUCGGUCAUCCCUGAUACACCUUUCCAUAUGGCAUGUGCUGCAGUAGGUCCACCUGAACCAGUCACAAUUGUCUGGUGGAUGGGUGAUUCCAGACUUGGAUAUCCAGACAUCUCUCCCUCCACUCUAAAUGUGUCAGGUAUUAAUCAAAGCACAGUUUUCUCCUGUGAAGCCCACAACAUAAAGGGAUUGUCUUCAUCUCGGACAGCCACUGUACGGAUUAAAGCAAUCCCUUUUCCACCUCUCAAUGUGACAGUAACGAAGAUCACCAGCAACAGUGCCAGUAUUACUUGGCAAACAGGAUUUGAUGGCCUUUCCCCGCUACAUUCUUGUACAGUACAGGUGGCUGAGCUGCAAGAAGAUGAUGAGAUGGUCACUGAAGUUUUCUCUGUCCCUCCCUUUACAAGGGCUUUAGCAGGUUUAAAGCACGCCACCAAUUACAGUGUCCGAAUCCAGUGCACUAAUGAGAUGGGCAGCUCUCCUUUUACAGAUUGGGUCUAUUUUCAGACCUUGGGAUUAGCUCCAAAUUGUACACCACAAAAUGUACACAUUGUCCAAAGAGAUUCUUGCCUGAUUUUGGAAUGGGAAGCAGUAGUUCCAGAAAUGUUUGGAGAGAAUGCCUUAGGAUACAAGUUGGAAUGGAGCCAAGAUAACAUAACUCAGGGGGAAAUGAUUGUAAAGGAAGCAAGAGCCAACCUUUCGAUGUGGAAUCCUUUAAAAGACCUUAUAAUCAAGGUCUGUAUACUCAGUUCGGCUGGUUGUGGACCUUGGAGUGAGCCCUUGCUGCUUACAUCCCAAGAUUUAAUAGGGGGGCAAAGGCAGCCUCUUUAUGGAACAUCCUGGGUUCCUGUGGUUUUAGGAAUUCUGACUGCACUGGUUACAGCAGUUGCCUUGGCCCUAAUCCUUCUACGGAAAAGAAGAAAAGAAACUCGAUUUGGUCAAGCCUUUGGCAGUGUGGUUGGAGGCGAUCCUGUAGUCCAUUUCAGAGCAGUGCGAUCGUUCAACCGAGAGGUCCCGCAGCUUAUUGAAGUAACAUUGGACAGUAUAGGAAUCAGUGAUGAACUGAAGACGAAACUGAAAGAUGUCCUAAUCCAGGAGCAACAGUUUACUCUGGGAAGAAUGCUAGGCAAAGGGGAAUUUGGAUCCGUCAGGGAAGGUCAGCUGAAAAUGCCUGAUGGCUCUCUGCAGAAAGUUGCAGUGAAAAUGCUAAAAGCUGACAUCUUCACUUCCAACGACAUAGAAGAGUUCCUGAAAGAAGCUGCCUGCAUGAAGGAGUUCGACCAUCCACAUAUUACUAAAUUAAUAGGUGUCAGCUUGCGUAAUCGGCCUAAAGGUCGUCUUCCAAUCCCAAUGGUUGUACUGCCCUUCAUGAAGCAUGGAGACCUUCACUCUUUUCUACUGAUGUCCAGGAUUGGAGAAAACCCCUUUAGCUUGCCACUUCAGACUCUCUUAAAGUUUAUGAUUCAUAUUGCUAGUGGCAUGGAAUACCUAAGCUCCAAAAACUUUAUACAUAGGGAUCUAGCUGCUCGGAACUGCAUGUUGGAUGAAAACAUGAAUGUCUGUGUUGCUGACUUUGGGCUUUCAAAGAAAAUCUAUAGUGGAGAUUAUUACCGUCAGGGCUGUGCCUCAAAGCUGCCAGUGAAGUGGCUUGCAUUGGAAAGCCUGGCAGACAAUCUCUACACAACUCACAGUGAUGUGUGGGCGUUUGGUGUGACUAUGUGGGAAAUUGUGACCCGAGGGCAAACUCCUUAUGCAGGCAUUGAAAAUGCAGAAAUUUACAACUACCUCAUCAGUGGAAACAGAUUAAAGCAGCCCCCAGAGUGCCUAGAAGAUAUCUAUGAUCUCAUGUGCAGAUGCUGGCAUUCGGAACCCAAGCUACGCCCGAGCUUCGGAGCUCUGAAACUGCAGCUUGAAAUGCUUUUGGCGAGACUGUCGUUGCUCUCAAACAGUCAGGACCCUCUUUAUGUCAAUGUUGGGAGAUUCCAGGAAGGUUACAGGAACGAAGCCACCAUGAAUUGUCCUUUUGGAACCUUGAAUGGGGAAACAAGCAUUGCAGGAGCCACUGCUGCUGUGACUAGUGACUACCGUUAUAUCAUGAGCCCGUUGUGCCUUGGGAAUGAUGCAGAAAGUGAAAGACACCAGGAUGCAUCUGAUGGAGAGGCUCAGAGCCUCCUUUACGAUUUGGAGAUGGGAGCAAAACUAUGUUAGCCCAAACAAAAAGGAGUGAGACUUUACUUUCCCUCUGAUAAGAUGUGUGUAUCUUUAUCAUCAUAUGGUACCACUGAACAGAGACAGUUGGAAGCUGCUUUUAACCAACAGAAGUUGGUGUAAUGUCAGCUGUGUCUGUAGCUUCUGACAGCUGUUUCGGGGCUAACAUCUCAAUUUGGUAGAAUCACCUCCUGGCCUUCUGAGAGAAACCCUGCAACCCGUCCAUGAAAUGCAAUGGGAGUGGCCCUAGUUUUGGACAGCCCACUGGGUCACAGUAUUCUCUCUGAGAAUUGGGGUCAUGUAGAGUGGUACUCUGCAUAUUUUGGGGAGAGGUUUCCCCCCCAAUAGGUAUGGGAGAAGAGGCACGUGCCACAUAUUCUGAACAACUGAUACUGUCUUUCAGAGCAUGAGAAAACAAAGAGCCUAAUUUAGCAGUAGCUACCUCAGUGGUUCUCAAACUGGGUUCUGUACAGCUGCUUCUCUAUCAUGAAGAAACAUUGGGCCUUUUCUCAGAGUGGCGUUUAGUUGGCAGAUGAAAGCAUUCCUGGAAAGAUAAGGAGAUUUAGCAAGAGCAUUUUGAUUCCCGCCCCUCCCCACAGGUUUGCACAUACUUGCCCUUUUUCUUCUUUCUGCUUUAGAUUUGAAAUCAUACAGAUUUUUUUUUCUUUUACAGCAAAACUGACCAAUUUGUGUGAGGAGUGUCAGAAUUUAUAGGAAUAAUGCAAAACCAAUAAAUAUACCUGUAUAUGCAAUAAUUUGGCAUUAAGGCCACAAUCUUGGACCCACAGAGAGUAAUCUCACAAAUUCAAUGGGAUUUACUGAUGAAUAGGCAUGUAUAAACUGUGCAAAAUUCUAUGUCUGUGGGCAUACUUUUUUGGCAUACAGCUUCAUUUCUGUUUCCUGUUUAGCUACUACAAUGAUGUGGCUGAAAUUUUAGCCUUACUUUCCAUAUGUAUUCCUUGGGAAUUUGGGGAAGCUAAACUUCCCCCAAACUAAAAAAAAAAAUGACCCAAUUUUCUGAUAUGUUUCAGGUUUAGCCACCCAUUAUGCUCAUUAACCCCUAAUCCCAUGGUUUUCCCAAAUGGAUCCAAAUAUUUGGCCCUAUCUGCUACUCAGAGAGGGAACAAUAGAGACCAAAAUGAGGUGCUUAGGGGGUACGUAUGGAUUAUAGGCUGACCAACUCUACCCUAUAUAAAAAUUUCUAUGAAUUUUUUCAUAGAAUUCUAUGAAUGUGUGAACACACACAGAGACACACACACUCUAUAACAAUAAAAGGAGGCAGUUCUUUAAAAAGACAGAUUCAUUUUAUGUAUCUAUUCUGCCACCUUUUCUUUUUUUAAUAAAUAUUAGCCACAGCUAAAUAAAUGAUCAACUGACAUCAGUAGAAUACUUGGGGGAUUUUUUUUUUUAAUACAAAGAAAAAGCUGUUUUCAGUUGGAAAGCUUGAGAAUCACUGGCUUGUCAAAUUAAAGGUCUUCUUAAAGCCUCUUCUCUAUUCUGUAAAAAUUAAGUUCCAUUGGAUUUUUUUUUUUUUU